CCCAACAUGCAGCUGGCCCUUUCAGAGUCUUGGCUCACAAAUGACACAUAUCACUCCCAUCCAAGUACUGACCAGACUUCACCCUGCUUAGCCUCUGAGGUCGACAAGAUCAGGCACUUUCAGUGCUACAGACAGACACAUACCACUUCUAUUCAAGCCCCUGGCCAGAACCAAUCUAGACCCUUACCUCAGCGCAAGGGGCUGGAUACUGUCUGGGACCAGGUGGACGUUUCUGGAGCCCACUUUCUAAGUCACAGUUGUAAACAUCACUGAGCAACAGUAUACUACUGGAACCAUGCUGUGGGUGGUGCCAGUUGGCCUUGCCAGUUUCUUACCUUUCAUUCCCCUCGUAUGUGAAUGUUGGUUGGCUCCAGAGAAGAGAGGGAAAGUCUUCCUUACUAGAAGUUCUGUUCAGCUGAUUCUCUGCCAUUUUUCUUAUUGUUCUUUCUGUUUUUUAGAUGAUAUUCCACUUAGCCAUCCUAAGAAAAAGAAAUCCAGAACGAAAAGCACACUAGCGUCUGCUUCUUCGGAAGGCCUCGCUGAGCCCGUUGUUGACAGGAGCUCUGAGAGCAGUGAGCCGCCAGCCGCCGGGCUCAAGGAGGCCCCAGAGGCUCCUGUCCAGAGGAGGCAGAAGAAGACAAGGCCACCUCCUGAGUUGGAGACUUCCUUCACUCGAAAGCCAUCCAGUCCAUCUUCACUACGAAAUGAAAAUGGCAUUGAUGUGGAGGCGCCUGCGGAGCCAGUGAUUCCAAAACCACGAAGGAAGGCAAAGAAAACCCAGCCAGCCGAACUACAGUAUGCUAAUGAGCUGGGAGUCGAAGAUGAAGACAUAAUUACGGACGAGCAACGCACUCUGGAUCAGCACUCGAGGUUCACAGCGCCCACUGGAAUUAGCCAGCCCGUCGGCAAAGUGUUUGUGGAGAAAAGCCGGAGAUUUCAGGCGGCAGAUCGUUCGGAGUUGAUAAAGACCACAGAAAACAUAGAUGUGUCGAUGGACAUGAAGCCAUCCUGGACCACCCGGGAUGUGGCGCUUUCGGUGCACCGGGCUUUCAGGAUGAUCGGUCUGUUUUCGCAUGGCUUCUUGGCUGGCUGUGCUGUGUGGAACAUUGUCGUGAUCUACGUUCUCGCGGGAGAUCAGCUCUCUGACCUUUCCAACCUUCUGCAGCAGUACAAGCCCUUGGCAUACCCGUUCCAGAGCCUUCUCUACCUGCUCUUGGCUCUGAGUACUGUUUCAGCGUUUGACAGGACGGACUUUGCUAAAACAUCAGUAGCCAUCCGGAACUUUCUGGCCCUGGAGCCAACGGCUUUAGCUUCCUUCCUGUACUUUGCUGCUCUAAUACUGUCUCUGAGUCAGCAAAUGACAAGUGACAGAAUCCACCUUUACACACCCUCUGUGAAUGGAAGCCUCUGGGCAGCGGAAGUCGAGGAACGGAUUCUUGGGCCGUGGAUCCUCGUGAAUUUGGUGGUGGCUCUUCUGGUUGGGUUGUCCUGGCUCUUUCUGUCUUAUAGGCCAGCCAUGGAUCUUAGUGAAGAGCUAAUGUUCUUCUCUGAUGUGGAAGAGUACCCUGAGAAAGGAGUCCAGCCAACUGCAUAGUGCCCACCCUCCACCGCAGUAAAGACCCGCACAGUGCCCACCCUCCACCGCAGUAAAGACCCGCACAGUGCCCACCCUCCACCGCAGUAAAGA
Messenger RNA from Peromyscus eremicus (cactus mouse), 1687 nucleotides. RefSeq names its product transmembrane protein 237 (gene Tmem237). Bases 296 to 1594 code for a protein of 432 amino acids. Gene Ontology annotation, cellular component: ciliary transition zone. The record is from RefSeq and is a predicted model, not a curated record. NCBI's taxonomy places the organism in Eukaryota, Metazoa, Chordata, Mammalia, Rodentia, Cricetidae. Gene Ontology annotation, biological process: cilium assembly. The transcript has 10 exons.